UCUCUUUUCUGCCUUCGUAUCCUCUCUCUCUGUCAUGGAGCUAUCUUUCGUUUUGUUUCUCACCCCCCUCUCUGAGCCAUUCUUCCCUUCUUUUCGGUUAUUUUGAGCUCUCUUGCGUUUUGUUUCCUUUGUUUUUCUUUGUUGGUUAAUGUGACUUUUCUUCAUGGAGACGUACUGAAAUCUGUUCGGGUCUUCAUUUCUUUUGAUACCUUAUUCUUGAAUCCGUACUCUUCUUUCUUGUUUUGGGCGUUGGGCUCUUCCUCUUCUUUCGAACACUUCUUGCGCGCCAGAACUCCGAUGGCAACUGUUUGUCAGAAAUGUGGUGUUACAGGUUACUCAGAGCUUUUAGUUCACUGCAGUAGUUGCAAGAUUGCUGCCGAGCAUCGAUAUUGCCUGGACAAGAUACCAGACAGUGAUGUACUACAAGUGCAUUGGUUGUGUGAGCAGUGCAAAGCUAGGAUUCACAAAUUAGCUUCUCUUAGCAAGCCUAAACACAGAAGCAGCAGGAUAUGGAGGAAACACAAACAUACCGAUAUUUGUAGAAACGAAUAUGGACAUCGGGGGACACCACGUGCUGUAAAAUCCCCUUUAAGCUUGAGGUCUCAGAAUGAAAAUUUUAGUGGCUUGCAAGAUACAGAAAGAAGUGGAUCUCAUGAGUCCAUCAGACUACCUUCCAGUCCCAAUGUAGCAAGUGCUUUAAAAAUUGACCAGGCAUGUGCUGGUUUGCUGCAGAAGGAAAUUCAGAACCUUGUGCAUUCAUCUAACAAGUCUGUCGGGGAUGACAAGUCAAGAUCAAGAAUACACAGAUGGCGAUCGAUCCUAACCAAAGAUGAAGUAGAUGAUGAGAAUUGUAGGCAUUCAUCUAGCAAAGUUAUUGAAGGCGAGAAGCCAGAAAGCAGGCGUCGACGAUUUUUCUUAACCAAGGACCAAGAUGAAGCUUUGCCAUCAUCAGGAAAUGCUCAAGAUAUUGCUAUCAAGUCAAAAGUACAAAUUAGUGCUGCUGAUGAAGCUUUGAACGAGUUGCAGAAUGGUUCUCUGAAUGCAUCCAAAUCUCAAGCAAUGAUGCAAGCCAAAACUCAUGACGCCGAAAGGAAUAUUUCUCGUCACCAGAUGUUUAUUGAUCGUCAAAUUUAUGAACUUGUGCGACCCAUGAUCGUCUGUGUUUGGAGUGGAUGCUUUGAAAUUUGUAAUGAAGCUUAUGGUCCUAUUAAAGCGCAUUUAUCGAACAAAGCAUGUGAGAAAGUUUGCAUUACUGCAGCAAAAUUGCCACCUGUGCUUCAGAUGGCAAAGUUGUCAAAGUUGGAGGCAUGGCCAAGAAGCUUCAAAAAUUCACCACCUAUGGGGGGCAACAUUGCUCUUUAUUUUUUUCCACACAAUACGAGGGCAAAAUUGAUGCUUGAUCGUUUGCUGUGUGAUGUCAUUAGCAAGGAUCUUGUGCUCAAAGUUGUAUUGAAUGAAGCUGAGCUGCUUAUCUUCCCAUCUAUUAUAUUGCCAGAAGUUUACCAUAGAUUCCAAGGAAGUUUCUAUUUGUGGGGGGUGUUUAAGGGAAGGCAAGUUCCAGUCCAUUGUGCACCAGCAAGUUGAAGCAAAAGGUGACUUUGGAGAUGAAGAUUCCUGUCGCUGUACAUUCAAGAGAGCAGUUACAUUAUCAGUCCACCAGGAAGUGCUCAUCAUUGUUUCCAAUACGAGUGGAGGACUUUCAAUGUAUAAUCUAGCGUGGGCAGGAAAGCUGUAAAGCUUCCUUGUACCCAAUACAGUUUCUGAACUUUUGCGACUAUCGUUCUAACAGGAAUUUUUAUUAUGGCUCUGAUCUAAGUUCGCAUAUGAUGCUGGCGAUGAAUUGUGAACACGCAGGACAAUCCUUGUGUAGUUU
Phoenix dactylifera (date palm) is the source of this 1873-nucleotide messenger RNA. RefSeq lists its product as uncharacterized. Gene Ontology annotation, biological process: negative regulation of transcription elongation by RNA polymerase II. Gene Ontology annotation, molecular function: histone reader activity. NCBI's taxonomy places the organism in Eukaryota, Viridiplantae, Streptophyta, Magnoliopsida, Arecales, Arecaceae. The record is from RefSeq and is a predicted model, not a curated record.